AUGGACUCCGACAUCAUGGACGACGAUGUCUUUAGCCCAGACAACGACUCCGACGGCUACGUCCCAGAGCCAAAGAAAACAAAGCCCGCCGUCUCCAAGGCAAAGAAACUCACACAAACAACGCUCAAGGCAAAGGCGCCAGCUAAGAAGCGAAAAGUCAUCAGCGACGAUGAAGGCAAUGGCGACGACUCAACCGGCUUCUCAAACACCCCUCCGAGCUCGAAGAAGACGAAAAAGGCACCCGCAGCCAAGAAAUCGGGGGGCGUACCCCUUGCAGAGGUCGAGAAUGACAGCAUAGUCUUGGACUCGACUCCAAAACCUACGGGCAAAAAGAAGACGGCCACUGAGACCUAUCAAAAGCUCACGCAGCUUGAGCACAUCAUCAAGCGUCCCGAUACAUACAUUGGAUCAGUCGAAUCGACCGAGCAGCAGAUGUGGGUGCUCAACAAGGAGACGCAGCUCAUGGAGUACAAGACUAUCAGCUUCGUUCCUGGCUUUUUCAAAAUCUUUGACGAAAUCAUGGUCAAUGCGGCUGAUGUCAAGCAGCGUAAUGAUUCCAUGACAUAUAUCAAAGUGAGCAUUGACCGCAAGACGGGCCAAAUAUCUGUUGAAAACAACGGAAAAGGUAUUCCUGUGGAGAUGCACGAGAAGGAAAAGAUUUACAUCCCCGAACUCAUCUUCGGCCACCUUCUUGCCGGUUCCAACUUUGACGACGAGGAGAAGAAAACCGUCGGUGGUCGCAACGGUUACGGUGCCAAGCUCUGUAACGUUUUCAGCACAGAGUUCACGCUGGAAUGCCAGGACUCUGGUAACGGCAAAAGAUACAAGCAAACGUGGACGGACAACAUGUCUAAGAUGGGCAAGGCUAAGAUCACAUCCAACAAGACAUCCGACUUUGUUCGCAUCACUUUCAUGCCCGACUACAAGCGCUUUGGAAUGCCCGAUGGCAUAGAUGACGACCUAGAGGGUCUACUCUACCGCCGAGUUUACGACAUGGCCGGCACCAUUCGCCGCAUCAAAGUUCACCUGAACGGAGAAGUUCUCAAGAUCCCCACCUUCAAAGCGUACUGUGAUAUGUACGCAAAGUCUAUCGCCAAGGAGCGAACCGCUGAGGAGGGCGGCACCCCUACUUGCACCGUUGAAAUUGACAAGGAGAAGACACACCCGCGAUGGGAAGUGGGCUUCGCAGUUUCCGACGGCACCUUUCAGCAAGUUUCUUUCGUCAAUAACAUCGCGACGACAAGCGGCGGAACGCAUGUCAACUAUAUCGCGGACCAGAUCACUGCCAGUCUCUUGAAGACGCUGAACAAACGCAAGAAGGGCCACAGUCUGAAGCAGAGUCAUUUGCGGAACCACAUCUUCAUCUUCAUCAACUGUUUUAUUGACAACCCGGCAUUCACGUCACAAACUAAGGAACAAAUGACUACCAAAGCUAGUCUCUUUGGUAGCAAAUGCGUUCUUGGCGAUCAGUUUUUGAAGAAGAUUGCUUCAUCCGAGGCCAUCCAAAACAUCAUUGAAGAUGCGGAGAAGAAGGCAGACAAGUUGAUGGCCAAAAGCGAUGGUAGCAAGCGCUCACGUGUGAGCAACACCAAGCUCGUCGAAGCCAACUUGGCCGGUUCGCGUCGUGGUCAUGAAUGCACUCUGAUCUUAACAGAAGGUGAUUCCGCCAAGGGUCUAGCAGUGUCUGGCAGAGCGAUUCUCGAUCCCGAUCGCAUUGGUGUAUUCCCUCUACGAGGCAAGCUUCUCAAUGUUCGAGAUGCAUCCAUUGACCAAAUCACGAAGAAUCAAGAGAUCCAAAACAUCAAGCAGUUUCUUGGCCUCAAGCAUAAACAGACCUACACCGAUACCAAGUCUCUCCGUUACGGCCACCUGAUGAUCAUGGCCGAUCAGGAUCAUGACGGUAGCCAUAUCAAGGGUCUUUUGAUCAACUUCUUGCAAGUUCAGUUCCCAUCUCUGCUGCAAAUUCCUGAUUUCUUCCGUGAGUUCGUAACACCAAUCAUGAAGGUCUGGCAAGGAUCCGACCCCAAGAAGCCGACAAAGUUGCGCUCCUUCUUCACCCAGCCUGAGUUCAACGAAUGGAAGGAAGAUCACAAACACGAACUGGGCAGAUGGCAAUCAAAGUACCUGAAGGGUUUGGGUUCCUCAUCAAACGAGGAUGCUCAGGUCUAUUUCAGCAAUCUGGACCAGCAUCUCAAGGAGUUUGAAGUCAUGAAGCCCGAGGAAGCCAACCUUUUCGACCUCGCCUUUUCCAAGAAGAAGGCAGACGCGCGAAAGGAGUGGCUCGGAAAUUUUGUUCCCGGCACUUUCCUCGACCACGGCACCAAGGCCAUCACAUACACCGAUUUUGUCAACAAGGAGUUGAUCUUGUUCAGCAUGGCUGACAACAUGCGAUCCAUCCCCUCGAUUGCAGAUGGCCUGAAGCCCGGUCAGCGCAAGGUUCUGUACUCUUGCUUCAAGAAAAAUUUGAUCAAGGACAAGAAGGUCGUUGAACUGGCCGGUUAUGUCUCCGAAAAGUCUGCCUAUCAUCAUGGUGAACAAUCGCUUCAGCAAACCAUCAUCGGCAUGGCUCAAACCUUUGUUGGCUCUAAUAACAUCAAUCUCCUAGAGCCCAGUGGCAACUUCGGUUCCCGUCUUGCUGGCGGUUCCGACGCUGCCAGCCCUCGUUACAUUUCCACGCGCUUGACUCCCUUUGCGAGAAAAAUCUACGUUGCUGCUGAUGAGCCCAACUUGAAGCACCAGUACGAUGAUGGGAAUCUUAUUGAGCCUGAGGUCUAUGCCCCGAUCAUCCCCAUGAUCCUUGUGAAUGGUGCCGACGGUAUCGGUACUGGUUGGAGUACUUCAAUUCCAAACUAUCAUCCGACUGAUAUUAUAAAGAAUCUGAAGCGACGCAUGGGUCGUCUUGAUCUGAAGGAGGAUGAAGGGCAGCCUUUUGAGCCCAUGAUGCCCUGGUUCCGCGGGUGGAAGGGCACCCCCGAGGCUGCUGGUCCGGACCGUUACAAAUUCAACGGCAUCGCAUACCAGAACGACCAGAAUCCGAAUGAAAUCGUUGUCACUGAGCUACCCAUCCGAGUGUGGACCGAUGAUUUCAAGACAAAAUUAGAAAAGGUGGUCAGUGGCCAAGAAGGGCCUGCCUGGAUCAAGGACUACAAGGAAUAUAACGACCACAACAUAGUGCACUUUGAGAUCAUGAUUGACGAGAAGUACACGAGCAAGGUGCUUGAAGAGGGCCUCUUGGAGCGCUUCAAGCUCCAGAAGCAGGUUGCUACAUCUAAUCUGGUAGCCUUUGAUGUACACGGUCGCAUUCGCAAGUACGAAAAGGUGGAAGACAUCAUGGAGGACUUCUACCAGUACCGAAUGGACUUGUACUUCGAGCGAAAGAAGUACUGGCUCAAUUUCUUACACCGCGAUUACCGCAAGCUCAAAAACCAAGCUCGCUUUGUUCAGGAAAUCAUCAGUGGUGUGCUAGUCGUUAGCAAAAAGAGGAAGCAGGUUCUGGUCGCGGAGCUGCGCGACCGCAAAUAUGAAGCUUUUCCGCCUGCGAAGGCCAGCCCCAAGGAAGAUGAAGAAGCGCUGGGUCAAGAUUCUGACGGUGAGGACGAGUCUUCGGAGGCAAAGGAGUCCGGUGCACGAGACUAUGAUUACCUAUUGUCCAUGGCGAUUUGGUCCUUGACUGCCGAGCGCUUGGAAAAGCUCCUCGCGGCUGUCGCCAAGAAGAAGGGCGAGCAUGAUGAACUUCAGGCCAAGAGCGAAAAGGAUCUUUGGUGCGAAGACCUUGAUGCAUUCGUGGCUGAAUGGGAUAAGCAGGUCGCUCUUGAUGCCGAGAUCCAGACCAAGAUUCGUCGCCUAGGCCGCCGCGCUUCGAAGAAGAUAGGUGCUGGCAAGAACCGCAAGGCCAAGGACGAUGAUGAGUACGAGCCUGAGAAGAAGAGCCGAGCCAAGGGCAAGGCUGCGGCAACAAAGCCUGCUGCGGCUAAGCCAAAGGUGGAAAGCAAGAGUGCUCAGCGCUUUGCUGAUAUGUUCAGUUCUAAGCCUCGAGUCAAGAAGGAGAGCAAUGCGGACGUUGUGGAACUAUCUGACAACUUUUCCGACGAUGACUUUGCUGCCCUCAGCAGAAAGCCGGCUGCUCCAAAGCGUCCUUUGGCGGCCGUGUCAGCCACCGCAUCGACGUCUCAAUCGCCAUCGGAAGAACCAGAGGCUCGUCCUAGGAAGCGAGCGGCAGCUUCCAAGGCUAGAACUCUGUUUGAUGACUCUGAAUCUGAGAAGGAAGACGACGAUAUGGUCGACGUCAGUUCCCUAGUAAAGGGCAUCAGAGCAACAACGAAGAAACCGAGCGCGUCACCCGCCCCAGUAACCAAGUCGGUCUCUGCACGAUCCUUCCAGAUUGACGAUGACGACGAUGAUGUUAUUGCUUCAUCCCCGGCGGCUCCAACAGUGAGCAAAGACGACAUCAUUGACAGCCUUUUAUCUGAUGGCGACAAACCCCAAAAUCCGGUUUUAGCGAUCAAGAAGGUCGCUCGCCCCAAACCCGCUGUUACUAAGACGAAGCCAAAAGCUGCGGUCAAGCCCAAAGCUGCGGCAAGCAAGGCGUCCACCCUAUCACCGGCCGCAAAAAUGUACGCGGCACGAAAGGCCUCGGCGCUGGCAGACGAUUCAGAUGAGGACAUGGCUGUGCCUGGGUCGCCAAGCCCGAAGCGGGCGCCAGUACGCGCUCGUCCGGGUCGUGCGGCUGCGGCCAGAAGGCAAGUCAUUGUGGAUGAGGAUGACUCGUUGAUGGCGGAGGAUCAGGAUGAAAGCGAUGACCCUUUUGAGAUGGACGACGACGAUGACUAG
Molecule: messenger RNA, 4830 nt
Organism: Cordyceps fumosorosea ARSEF 2679
Lineage: Eukaryota; Fungi; Ascomycota; Sordariomycetes; Hypocreales; Cordycipitaceae
Product: DNA topoisomerase 2
Exons: 2
Coding region: 1-4830 (1609 amino acids)
Biological process (GO): DNA topological change; sister chromatid segregation; resolution of meiotic recombination intermediates
Cellular component (GO): nucleus
Molecular function (GO): DNA binding; DNA topoisomerase type II (double strand cut, ATP-hydrolyzing) activity; ATP binding
Source: RefSeq, a predicted model, not a curated record